GUUUUGGGCGAUUUGUUUCCACAUUCAAACGUCCGCAGAACAUUGGUCAGUUCAAAGAUCCACCGUUGAGAGCUUCGAAGAUUUGCCAUGGGUUCCAGCAGCUCCAGCCCGGCGGAUGGCCCCACCCAGUUGGAGGACAAGUACUAUCCUGAGUGGAUCAAGAAUCCUGAGAACAUCAAAGACCUCACAGGCAAAGUUGCUUUGAUCACUGGUGUGUCCACAUCCAGUGGCUUGGGCUUCUACGCCACCAAAGCUUUGGCGCUCAAAGGAGCCCAAUGCGUGAUCACUGUGCGAAAUGUGGAGAAGGGCGAAGCAGUCAAGGCCGACCUUGAGGCCAAGCUGCAGGAGGAUGGCGUCAAGCCGAAGAUUGCCGUCAUGAAGAUGGACAACUGCGACUUUGCCAGUAUUCGUAGCUUCACUGAUGAGUUCAAGAAGCAGUAUGACCGCCUGGACAUUGUGUGCAACAAUGCUGGAGUCAUGGGUUUGGAUGUCCAGAUGACGAAGGAUGGCUACGACAUCCAGAUCCAGACGAACCACUUGAGCCACUUCCUGAUGACUGCUCGUUUGUGGCCUUUGAUGAAAGCCACGGCCGAGAAGUAUGGCGAUGUCACCAUUACGCAGGUCUCCUCCGGCGCGUCGCACAAGGGCGGUCCCACGGUGGAUACGGCCAACCUCAACAAUCCCCACCCAUCGCACGGAUUUCUUCUGUAUUUGGCGCCCUUCGUGCUGGGCGGCAGCACUGGCCACUGGGCACGAUAUGGCCAGAGUAAGCUGGCGAAUGUCCUAUUCGCGCAGGAGCUGCAGCGGCGGAUCGCAGCCGUGGGCCUGCAGGACAAAAUGAAGCUCGGACAAAGAACAGAAUGCAGCCAGGCCUGGCUGCCACCAAUUUACAGAUCACCACGCAGAAGGGCGGUGGCAUGAAGGACGGAGCAGGAUAUCAGAAGAAUGGCCAGUCCUGUGCUGAUGGUUCUCUCCCAUUGGUCAUGGCCGUCGCACAUCCCACCCAGUGCGAAGGAGGCGGCUACUACGGUCCCCACGAGAGUCAGAAGGGCUAUCCCAUCAAGACGAAGAAUGAGAACCCACUGGCCUAUGAUGAAAAAGUUGCCAAAGAUCUUUGGGAAGCCUCGGAGAAGGCGGUCGGAGAAGACUUUCAGCUGUGAGGCGCCAAAGGCCACAGCUCCGCUGGGGACACUUGGUCCUUGGUGUGUUUCAGAUCUCCAAGGAAAACUCCUUGGAUCAGAUUGCUUUUGCCGAACGAUGUGACUGGUUGUGUGGACAGAUCACGCGACCCCUUUUGCCAGACAAAAGGAGCAGCGUGAGGCCGACUCGGACGACUAGGACUCGGCCUUCGUGUUCUGGGCCGAAACCGCACCUUCUCCCCCCCGCUGGCC
Molecule: messenger RNA, 1391 nt
Organism: Durusdinium trenchii
Lineage: Eukaryota; Dinophyceae; Suessiales; Symbiodiniaceae
Source: the annotation of a GenBank genome assembly